Geodia barretti is the source of this 429-nucleotide messenger RNA. Lineage: Eukaryota; Metazoa; Porifera; Demospongiae; Tetractinellida; Geodiidae. The record is from the annotation of a GenBank genome assembly.
CUGACGGUGACGCUGUUUGCGGCGACCAGCGGGGCGGAUACGGACUUCACCGCGAAGCUGGUGGACGUGGAACCGUGCGGCGCGGCGCGGAGCCUGGUGGACGGCAUCAUGCGAGGCCGGUACCGGAAAGGAACGGACGCGGCGGUGCCGGUGACGCCGGGCGCGGUUGAGGAGUACACGAUAGACCUGGUGGCGACGAGCAACGUGUUCAAGGCGGGGCACCGGCUCCGAUUGGAGAUCAGCAGCAGCAACUUCCCGAGGGUCGACGGCAAGGGCGGCUUGUUCGAGGGAUACUACGCCCAAGAGGCUGGGCUCGUGUUCUUCCGCAAAUAUGACCGGAGUUUGGAACUCCAACUCCUCCAGCCUGAUGUUGGUUUGGCCGACGUCGACCGGGACGAUCCUGCCGUCGGCCGUCUCGGAGGGGAGUGA